Messenger RNA from Pipistrellus nathusii (Nathusius's pipistrelle), 1983 nucleotides. The record is from the annotation of a GenBank genome assembly. NCBI's taxonomy places the organism in Eukaryota, Metazoa, Chordata, Mammalia, Chiroptera, Vespertilionidae.
AUGACAGGGGCAAAGAGGAAAAAGAAAAGUGUGCUCUGGAGCCAGGUGAAGGCUCCCCGUGGUGAAGGCGUUAAACAGUGGUGCAGAAGGAGGCUGCCGAUUUUGGAAUGGGCAUUACAUUACAAUCCGAAAGAAAACUUGCUUCCAGAUACUGUGUCUGGGAUCAUGUUGGCAGUUCAACAGGUGACACAAGGGCUGGCCUUUGCCAUUCUCUCAUCUGUGCACCCCGUGUUUGGUUUAUACGGGUCUUUAUUCCCUGCCAUCAUUUAUGCCAUCUUUGGAAUGGGACGUCAUGUUGUCACAGGCACUUGUGCCUUGACAUCCUUAAUAUCAGCCAACGCGGUGGAACGGCUUGUCCCUCCGAGUAGCCAGAACCUCACUGAACAAAGUAACACAAGCAUCCUGGGCUUAACUGACUUUGAGAUGGAAAGAAUUGGUAUUGCUACAUCUGUUUCCUUCUUGGGAGGUGUGAUUCAGGUGGCCAUGUUUGCCCUGCAGCUGGGCAGUGCUACUUUUCUGUUCACGGAGCCUGUGAUCAGCGCAAUGACAACUGGGGCUGCCACGAAUGUUGUGACUUCACAAGUCAAGUAUCUCUUGGGAAUGAAAAUGCCCUACAUAACCGGGUCAUUCCGCUUAUUUUACAUCUACACAUAUGUGUUUGAGAACAUCAAGUCUGUUCGCCUGGAAGCCCUGCUCCUAUCCUUGCUGAGCAUUGUGGUGCUUGUGACGGUGAAAGAGUUAAACGAGCAGUUUAAAAGGAGAAUUAAAGCUGUCCUGCCUGUCGAUUUGGUCCUGGUUAUUGCUGCAUCGUUUGCUUGUUAUUAUAUCGAUAUGGAAAAUACAUAUGGAUUAGACGUACUUGGUCAUAUUCCAAAAGGAAUUCCUUCACCGAGAGCUCCCCCCAUGAAUGUCCUCUCUGCAGUAGUCACAGAAGCUUUUGGAGUCGCACUCGUGGGCUAUGCGGCCUCCCUGGCUCUUGCUCAAGAAUCUGCCAGAAAGUUCAAAUAUUCUGUGGAUGACAACCAGGAAUGUUUGGCUCAUGGCCUCAGCAAUGUGAUUCCUUCAUUUUUCUUCUGCAUACCAAAUGCUGCUGUCAUGGGGAGGACCAUUGGCCUAUACAGCACAGGGGCAAAGACACAGGUGGCUUGUCUCAUAUCUUGCAUUUUCGUCCUGACAGUCAUUUAUGCCGUAGGACCUUUGCUUUACUGGCUGCCAAUGUGUGUUCUUGCAAGUAUUAUUGUCGUGGGACUGAAAGGAAUGCUCAUCCAGUUUCGGGAUUUAAAAAAAUAUUGGAAUGUGGAUAAAAUCGAUUGGGGCAUUUGGGUCAGUACAUAUGUCUUUACAAUAUGUUUUGGUGCCAAUGUGGGGCUACUGUUUGGCGUUGUUGGUACCAUAGCUAUGGUGAUUGGUCGCUUCCCAAGAGCAAAGACACUGAACAUAAAAAAUAUGAAAGAAAUGGAAUUUGAAGUGAAAACAGAAAUUGAUGGUGAAGCCCAGCAGCGGGUGAAAAUUAUCUCCGUAAACAACCCGCUUGUUUUUCUGAAUGCAAAAAAGUUUCGUGCUGAUCUAAUGGAUAUAAUCCAAAAAGAACAGGCCAGCAACCAGCCACUCGAUGAAACCAGCAAGUGUGAACAAAACUCAUUGCUCAAUUCUCUGUCCAAUGGCAAUUGCAUUGAAGAAGCAGCACAGCCCUGCUCGGAAGAGAGGAACUGCUCCUUGAUCCUGGACUGCAGCGGGCUGGCCUUUUUUGACUCUGCAGGCGUCUCCGUGCUGGUUGAGGCUUACAGGGACGGUAAGAGCAGGAGUGUGGAUGUGUCAUUAGCCCAUUGCACAGCUUCCUUGGUGAAAGCCAUGAAGUACUUUGGAAACCUAGACUCAGAGAAGCCAAUUUUUUUUAACUCAGUAUCUGCUGCCAUAAGUGAUAUCCAUGCGAAUAAAAUGAGACAAAAUCUGAGCAAGCUCAGUGAGCAGAGUGAAGUCUGA